Molecule: messenger RNA, 2926 nt
Organism: Punica granatum (pomegranate)
Lineage: Eukaryota; Viridiplantae; Streptophyta; Magnoliopsida; Myrtales; Lythraceae
Source: RefSeq, a predicted model, not a curated record
UUCUUAUUUCAUCAUUGCCACAUCUGAAUUUUUUUUUAACUUACUUUUCUUGUUUCGGUUGUCCGUCCUACUUUCGAAUUGGAUCGCGGCAGUUUUUGCAAGAGAAGCGUAGAGGAUGUGUUGCUGCCAGAUCCCCUCUCCAAAUACUAAGAAGCCAUCUGCGUUGGUCUGGCUGGGACAAUAACAUCUUCGCUGUAAAUGACUCCUUCGAAUAUUCUGCAGGAAUUUCAGAACUCAAAUAGGACUCAUAGGAGGCACCUAAUGAACAACCAGAAGGUGCUUCCCCAGCCAACCAAUAAACAGAGCCCGUGCAGAACAACCACGCACCCACUGAACCACCGGAAGAUGCUCCCCCAACCGACCAACAAACAGAACCUGAGCAGAGCAGUCAGGUGGAACAAAUCCUAGGACCUUCCUAGCUAUACAGGUUGUGCUGUUAUAAUCAUUCCCUUUAGAUAUCAACUCUGGAUAUUUUCUGAUUUUCCAUUUCCCAAUGAAGGAAGGAACAAUUUCGGUCGCAGUUAAUGAAUGUUUGGAUAGAUGAUGUGCCGAGAAAUGCAAUCUUACACCCACAUUAAUGAUUACGUUCAUCAUUCAACCGAAAAGAAAAUGAUUACGUUCAUCAUAGUUCAAUAUUUUAAGCUUUCAGAAAAGGAAAGAACACUAGAAUUACUAUACCCCGAAACUUGUCGUGAAAAAUAAAAAUUCGAGAAGAUUUAAAAAGCCGAAUUUUAACAUAGAUGACCUUCUAGUUUCGAACUGAGAUUGCUUCUCCAUCUUUUCACUGAUGACCUUCUACUGUGGUUGAGGAUUAGUGCAGAGGAAGAGGACUGGAAGGAUGACACUAAGGGACCUUGCGGCAUACUUUCACCUUCCCAUUGAAGCCGCUGCUUGGAAACUAAACUUGUGCCCGACUGUAGUUAAGAGGAUUUGCCAGCGGGGCGGACUCAAAAGGUGGCCCCAUAGAAAGAUCAAGAGCAUCGAAAGGCAGAUCUUGAAACUCCAGCAGAUUCAAAGAAUAGGGAGGAUAGGCUGUUUGCUCAGAAUGAAGUUGAGAGGCUGCAGCAUCAGAUUUCCAUAAUCCGAUAAAGGGUCUCAGAAGCUCCCUAGUCGAUCAAAACAAACGUUUCAGUAUUCUUAGGUGGAUUUCUAGCUGUAGGAGAGGAAAUUGUUUCAGGACCAAAAUGAAUAAACUGUCCGUAGAAGUCACAUCUGAACAAAGAUAGCUAUUAUCUUAACUUUCAUGCGGUUGAAGUAUAUUCUGUUUUCAAUGAGACUGAAGCUGUACCUACUUAAUUUUGAUCAGCCGGCUUAAUUGGCAUUACCUUAAUAAAAUACAACCUUAAACAGAGAAAUCUCGAACAAAUGUCUCAAAGAACCUUAACUAAGAAUUAACAACAGGACGUGAAGAUCCAAAGAGAAAAAUUGACCUUCCUUGUAUUCAACAAAAAUAGUUAUUCUUCGUGCAUCUCUAGGACUUUCCUAGAAUUCUGCUGUAUCGAAGUAUAAGCCCCAACAAAGUUGUAAAUUGGGGAUUCCACGGACAAAUACCCGUCUGUGUUUGGGGGAAAGGGACCGAGAUGGGUGGUGGGAAGAUGGUGCUGUGCGUGAAGCGGGUGAAGCAGGAGCUGCCUGAGGAAAGAGAUGACACCAUGCCCCUGCCUGGGGACAUCAUAGAGGGGCUUGCCUGUGAGGAGGAUGAUGAUUUGGCAGGAGAGUCUUUCAUUCCCGCGCAGGGCCGCUCUGAGUUCACCUCUCAGCUCGGCAAGAUUGCCAGUCAGUGGAAAUCGGAGGUGAUUUGGGUUAAGAUGAGGAGAGGGGAGAACGUGGUGAAGAUCAAAGCAAGGGUUGUGCCCGAGAAGGGCGGGAUGCUUCAACGGAAGUUCACGAUUCAGGCAGCAACUGAUGAUAGGCAUGUUGCUAUUUUGAGAGACUUGAACUUGAAGGAAUGCACUGAGCUGCAAGGCAAGAGCUUUCAAUCCACUCUCAAAGAUUUUACCAUAAGUGAGCAGGAAAGUGGUGAAUGUGGAUGGAGAGGAAUUCCACAGGAGAGGCAUGAAGUACAACUGGAAAAUGAAGUUGGGUACCUACUUGCCCGAUCCACGAUCUCCGAUCAUCAGCUCGAUCCUAUUAUAUUGUUAUACCUCAUAAUAAUAGAAAGCUAACAUCAUGUUCCACUACCAAAUUGCAUCAAAUCUCUUGAUUUUGCCGUUACUUUUGUUUUUCUUGUGAAGGAUAAAAAUAAUCCAAUAGCAAAGGAAAUAAGUUGGGGUAGACAACAAACCCACCCAACGAACUUCCACAUAGUGCAAGGAAUAAGGCUAUGGUUCUUGCCAGGGAUUGCAGAAGUCUCAAUAGACAUCGUGCCCGGGCCAGAAGAGACUCGUUUCAGGAUGGACAUCAAACGAACCGAAGAGGUUGGAGAGAAGGAAAAAUAUGGCCAAAAAAAUAUAAUAUUCUUUUCUGUUGGCGUGUGUUCAUCAAUCUAAACUUCUAGAUCAAUUUACUGCUUAAUUACAGGGAUUCAUAUGUAUCUACUCGGUGGCAUUGGGGUCUGCAGCAGAGCGUGCUGGGUUAGGCCAUCUACACGAAGAAGCGAAUGCCAAGGGGCACCUGCUGGUGAUCUCGAGGCUUGAGGGCAAGAACAUGAUGCUUUCGAGCAUGUGCUCCUCUGGGCUCAUUAACUGUUGUGAUCACAAUAACAUAAGAGAUGUCUUGACCCAGGCAAUCAAGAGAAUGGAAGGGAUCCGAAUCCACAUCAUGGCUUGGCCGAAUCAGGCCCGCUCGGCUAGUCCUCGAGGGAUGGUUUCCAUACUUCAGCCACCCAGUGGCUUUGCUCCUCCUCCUUCAUUGUGAAGAGAUUGUAAAUCUGAAAUUGGUUCACUAAAAGAACAUUUGCUUUUAAUCGAUAUCUUCUCAUUUGAUA